AUGGUUGAAAACAGUGCAGUGCUGGACAAACUGCAGCGAAGGAGAAGUAGCAUGAAUAGCGAAUCUGAAUAUUUGCGUGAUGUAAGGCGUAGGGGGUUGGAUCCGGAAAGUGCUGCUGCACUGCCAAAAAGAGACGAGGAUCCGGAAGAAGAAGACAAGUUCUUCUAUACGAAAGACAAAAUAUCUCGAAAGUAUAGCAAUUUUCCCGGUGAUACGAUAUUACUGAAGCUGGAUGCAGUCCCUCAUGGUGGUCUUGGCUUAUCACUGGCUGGAAAUCGCGAUCGCGAUCGGAUGACCGUUUUUGUUGUAGCUGUCAGACCAACUUGCCCACUGCCGGUUAAAAUCGGCGACGAGCUGCUUGAGGUAAACGGGAAAGUGCUUCUUGGCUUAUCACAUCUAAAUGCAUCAUCAAAAAUCCGCGAAUGCUGUGAAGAUGGAAUCCUAGAGCUGCUGUUGCUACGUCGUUUCGAGGCCUUGGUGAUUCUCAUUUUUUUUGUUUUUCUUUUUCAUUUUUUUUUUUUAUGA
This is a messenger RNA of Gongylonema pulchrum, 525 nucleotides long. The record is from the annotation of a GenBank genome assembly. NCBI's taxonomy places the organism in Eukaryota, Metazoa, Nematoda, Chromadorea, Rhabditida, Gongylonematidae.